CAUUUCAAUGCACAACUAACAGAGGGAUUUUGUUACGAGGGCUGUUGCCUCACAACACCACACCGCGCCACUUAUUCUGGAGGACGUGUAACUAUUUCAUGACCGCGUCUGAACUCACUUCAAAAAAACCUAAGUCCCGCAUUUCAGAGCGCGUACACAGCCUGUGGUUUGCCAUUCCCACAAUGACUGGAACUGGAAUACCGUUCUGCAAUGGUCUCUGUAAAGGUAAUGAGUUCCGUACAAGGACAUUGUGAAUCUGAGGGAUCCGAGCCAUGGAACCGUCCUCUCCCCCAAACCUGUCCGAGCCCCUUAUGUAUGAAAGCUUUAUGCUGAGCAAUGACUCAGAUGAGGUGACAAAGAAUGACACAAAUCACAGCUUCACCAAGACUGGCACAGUGGUUAUCACCUUCAUCUACUUUGUGGUUUGCGCCGUGGGACUCAGCGGUAACACUCUGGUAAUCUACGUCAUCUUGCGCUAUGCCAAGAUGAAGACCGUCACCAACAUCUACAUCCUCAAUCUGGCCAUAGCUGAUGUGCUCUUCAUGCUGAGCCUGCCCUUCAUUGCCAUCCAGCUAGCACUGGUCCACUGGCCUUUUGGUGCACCACUGUGUCGCAUAGUCAUGACCGUAGACUCCCUCAAUCAGUUCACCAGCAUUUUCUGCCUGAUGGUGAUGAGCAUUGAUCGUUAUUUGGCUGUGGUUCAUCCCAUCAAGUCCACCAAGUGGAGGAAGCCAUGGGUAGCCAAGGCCAUCAACUUGGCAGUGUGGGGGAUCUCCUUUCUGGUCAACAUGCCCAUUGUCAUCUACAGCGGAUUGAUGACCAUGACAGGUGGCUGCUUCUGCACCAUUGUCUGGCCCGAACCCCAGGAGGCCUACUACACUGCCUUCAUGUUCUAUACCUUCUUCUUGGGAUUCUUCCUGCCGCUGAUGGUCAUUUGCCUGUGCUACCUGCUCAUCAUCAUCAAGGUGAAGUCUUCAGGGAUUCGGGUGGGCUCCUCCAAGAGGAAGCGCUCAGAGAGGAAGGUAACACGUAUGGUGUCCAUUGUGGUGGCCGUCUUCGUGUUCUGCUGGCUGCCGUUUUACGUCUUCAACGUGACUUCAGUGACGGGCACCAUCAGCAGCACACCUAUCCUGAGAAGCACCUUUGCCUUUGUGGUUGUGCUGGGAUAUGCCAACAGCUGUGCGAACCCCAUCCUAUAUGCCUUCUUGUCAGAGAACUUUAAGAAGAGUUUCCAGAAUGUUCUGUGUCUGAAAAAGGUAGGUGGUCUGGAUGAGAUUGAACGCAGUGACAGCAGGCAGGACAAGUCCCGAAUGAUGAAUGAUCCCACCGAGACUCAGAGCACACUGCUGAACGGGGACCUGCAGACUAGCAUUUGAAAGGGAAGCUAAACCCUGCUGAACCUCUGGACACGCAGUCAUACCGUCAUCACAAGUCAUCACUAGAAAAAUUGAGAGGGAGGAACACUGCUGAAUCGUGAUAAUCAAGUGCUAUUUAAGAGGCAUUUUAGUGAGUUAUUUAGUUUCUCUCAUUUCCAGUUGGAGGCAUCACUUACUUUUUUGUCCAUUCGUAGGUGACCAUGAAUUACUUCUAUAAAAAUAUGUAAAGGAAGACCCACCACUCUUUUUUUUUAUUAUUUGCUAAUCUUUCAAGAACAUUUGUCUUAUCUUCAUUUUCUGAUCUUUUAUAACAUUAAACCAUAGUUCUAUUAAUAUUUCAGACUACUGAAUUCAGAAGAGCCUUUGUACCUUAAAGUAUGUUGAUGAAGUCACUUCAAAUGGGAUAGCAUGAGGACGAGGAAGACGACAGCAGACUCGCACUGCAUCCAACCAUAUAUGGGCUGUUAUAUUACCCUAGGAGAACAGUCUGAUUACAGGAAGACCCAAAUAUGGAACAUGUUCAGAAAUCCUACUCACAACCUUAACUUUGCCCCACUCAUCUAUUUAUCCAAUUUGAUGGGUGAAUCUGUAUUUAUCUCAAUUCAAAACACUGGAGGAACUGCAAAUCUUUUUCACUGAGAGCUCUUGACGUAUUAUUGAAAGUAGUCAGACAUUUGGACUACUGGAAAAUUCAUGUGUCUCAAAAGUAUGGCAUUACCUGUAAAUGUCUACAUGACUGCAUCUUUCUGCCAGAAUGUACAGCUUUGUAUUUUAACUUUUCCUGUUCAAGAAAUUAUUACCAAACUAUGAUGUAGAGAAGUAGGCACUGUUUGUUAAAACCUGCAAUUAUGUUGUUUGCAAUUAUGUGAAAUGUUUUUCUCUUAUCCUUAUGUAGCCUGCCUAGAGUAUUUAAUGGUAUAUCUUCUGGCUUACCACUAACCAAACUGCUGCUAGAAUGUAUAGACGUAUACUGACUUCUGGACACAUUGUCUUGUCCGCAUUGUAACCAUGUUUAAAAUGUACUAAUUUUUCUCAGAUGGCUUCCCUGGCUAUUCACAAAAACUAAUUUCUUGAAAAUGUAUUAGUUCAAUCAAACUUCUGACAAGGUUAUUGUAUGCUUGAAUGAUCAGAGCAAAAGUAAUUUAUGACAAAUUAUAUUACACAGUAAGGGUUACUGUUAUUGCUGUACAUACAUUUACAGUUAAUGAUUUUAUGCACUGUGUGUAUAUAAAGAAAUGAGAGGUAGGAGUUGGAAAGUGUUUCCCUGACACAGUUCCCCAAACAUGCCUAUAUGGGCCUCUCUUUGAACCCAUUGCUUUCUUUCCUAGUCAUGAAACUUAAUUGUGUGUUCCAUGGUGACAUAUGGAGACAGACACACACACAUUCACUCAAUAGCAGCCACGAGAUGACGGUGCUACUGAGGUUUGAGAUAUCUCUCCCAUCUCUCGCUGCAGUCCUCAUGGAGAUGUCAAAUUGCGAAGGGCUAGAACCUUUGCCCUGCUGGGUUCUCAUGUUGCUUCUGGUUGCAGAUUCAUCAGCUCCAUUUGUCCUUGAAAUCACUGCCUGCUGGAGGCCCACCAAGCUGGUCCCAUUUAAGACUGCACAGCAGGUUACUGGUGUGUGUGAUCACACUCUUCUGCUUUAUAUGCUUGCUCAGUGUACCUUUUCUCAUACCCGGACAUUGUUGACACACGUGCAUGAAAGUGCUCUAUUUUUGCACUGUGCAAAGUGUAAAUUGUAUUCCACUCAGCAACUGUGCUGUAUUGCUCUUGCUCAAUUGGUACGUGACAGUGUGUG
Molecule: messenger RNA, 3173 nt
Organism: Electrophorus electricus (electric eel)
Lineage: Eukaryota; Metazoa; Chordata; Actinopteri; Gymnotiformes; Gymnotidae
Product: somatostatin receptor type 2-like
Biological process (GO): cellular response to glucocorticoid stimulus; neuropeptide signaling pathway; cellular response to estradiol stimulus
Cellular component (GO): plasma membrane; neuron projection
Molecular function (GO): neuropeptide binding; somatostatin receptor activity
Source: RefSeq, a predicted model, not a curated record